Molecule: messenger RNA, 1593 nt
Organism: Fusarium mangiferae
Lineage: Eukaryota; Fungi; Ascomycota; Sordariomycetes; Hypocreales; Nectriaceae
Product: putative high affinity methionine permease
Exons: 4
Coding region: 1-1593 (530 amino acids)
Biological process (GO): amino acid transmembrane transport
Cellular component (GO): membrane
Molecular function (GO): L-amino acid transmembrane transporter activity
Source: RefSeq, a predicted model, not a curated record
AUGGCGGACCGGAAAGAACCUCAGGCCUUUGAUGGCUUGAGACACAAUGACAUCAGUGAUGAAAGACCUGAUAAUGGGAGUACCAUUGACGCGCAGAACUUUGCGUACAGUGAGGAUCGAAAGAUUGGUAUCACUGGUGCUGUCUUUUUGAUUCUGAAUAAGAUGAUUGGCACAGGAAUCUUUUCAACGCCGUCGAGUAUCUUUGCAGCCACUGGCUCCGUCGGCAUCUCUCUCAUGCUUUGGGUGAUAGGCGGUUUCCUCACCUUUUGCGGCCUAAGCGUCUUUCUCGAAUUCGGCUUAGCUAUUCCACGAUCUGGAGGUGAGAAGAAUUAUCUCGAGCGCGUUUAUCGCCGUCCUCGAUAUCUAGCGACAUGCGUUCUCGCAUCGCAGAUGAUUCUUCUUGGCUUUUCCUCUGGUAAUUCUCUUGCUUUUGGACGCUAUAUCCUCUUUGCGUCUGGGCGAGAAACACCUGAUGGAUGGGAAGCUCGCGGCAUCGCAGUGACAUGCGUGACCUUUGCCGUCUUGAUGCACAGUGUAACCCCAAAGUGGGGUAUUCGCCUCUUCAACGUCCUUGGCGUUUUCAAAGUCGUCAUUCUUCUCUUCAUCGUCUUUUCAGGCUUUGCCGCCCUCGCAGGUCAUCGUCGCGUGCCCAAUCCUCACAACUUUGACAACGCCUUUAGAAUCGAAGACGGCGAUGGGUACGGUGGCGGAGGCGCAUACGCUUACUCCAACGCCCUUCUGAACAUCAUCUACAGCUACAAGGGCUGGGAGAACGCAAACUAUGUAGUAAGCGAACUCAAGCACCCCAAGAAAACCCUCGCCAUCGCAGCGCCUAUAGCUAUCGGCGGCGUGACGAUUCUAUACGUCCUCGCCAAUGUAGCGUACUUUGCAGCGAUUCCAAAAUCAGACCUCGCCAAAUCAGAAGUCAUCGUCGCGGGUCUCUUUUUCCGAAACAUCUUUGGUGAGAGCGCGGCGGCGCGGAGUCUCCCUGCUUUUGUGGCGUUGAGCAAUCUUGGGAAUGUGCUUGCUGUUUCGUUUGCGCAUGCGAGGUUGAAUCAGGAGUUGGCCAAGGAGGGGAUGUUGCCGUUUAGUCGGUUCUGGGCGUCGAAUAAGCCGUUUAAUGCACCAGCUUCUGCGCUUUUUCUUCAUUGGAUUGUUACGGUUGUUGUGCUUCUUGCGCCGCCUGCUGGACCAGCUUAUAACUUUAUCGUCAACCUGUACACAUACCCCGGCUCUUGGAUCAACGGCUUCGUCACCGCGGGCUUGAUAUACCUGCACUACAAGAAAUCCGAGAACUGGACAUCACCGUGGCACACAUAUCUCCCCAUAUCCAUAAUCUACCUCCUCGCCAAUAUCUUUCUCGCCUUGGUGCCCUUUAUCCCACCUGAUGGCGACUGGAACGCAGAUGGAUAUCCAUACUACGUGUUUCCUGUCGUUGGUGUUGCUGUUUUGAUCCUUGGUGGUGUCUACUGGGGUUUCUGGACAAAGAUACUGCCCAGGAUUGGAGGAUACAAGGUUGUUGCGGACAGAACGUUUGAUGACUCUGGAGUUGAGACGGUUAGGUACCGAAAGGUUCCUGUCAAGAGAGAUUAA